CUUCACCCUUUAUAUCCUCCAGGAACUUGCUUCAGACCAUUAAUGCCAGCUAACCAAUAUGCAUACUGCUCAGGACGCGUUGCAGCAGGCAGAGAGAGGCCAAUCACACAGCGGCUGCUCAACUAACCACUAACCUAUCUGCGCGACAUGUGCGUCUGCCUGGAGUGCAACUAUAACGAGAUUUACACUAUCCUCCAAGAUCCUUUAGUCUGCAUACAAGUCACUACUGCAAUUGCUAGGUAUACAGACGAUUUUCUAGCCACCCCUUGUGCAGUCUUAUCGCCUUCACUAUCUGCAGAUGGCGGCAGCGAAACUGCACUCUAUUGCAGGGCGUGACGGCUAGGCCGCUAGCUGCAAGCGAAAGAGGUUGAUGCGAAAAUUCCUUGCAACUUCCCAGUGAAAGAGGUUUUGCGUCUGAAGGCUCCAGUGGCCUUUCGACAGACUGCACUUCGGAUAUGCUGCCGCCCGACUCACCUCGCACAGAGAUGGCCAAACUCAAUGUUAUUUUGCCCGACGAACGAGUCAAAUGAAAGAGAAGUUUAGAUACAGUCGACUCUAGGCCUUCCUCCAGAUACAAUGAUUGUAACAAACAGCGCCUUCUUUCAAUCAUCGCAAAGAUGGAAAACAUCGAUAGCCCCAGCACAAUCGUGCGUCUGUGGAACAGCUGUAGGGCAUCAAGGAACGGAAUCAUGAGCCUCCUCGGUUGAUGCAGGCAAAUACUGUCAAUCGAGCCAGAAACCCAUGGACAGUACAUCGGUGUUAGAACGAUUGGAGCAGUCAGCACAGGCGGGAGGGAUCAAACGUUCAUUUUCCAACGGCUAUUGGUCGCUUCCACCACGUGCAGAUGAUGUAUUUGUAUCAAAGGGCCAAAACUCUAGAUCAAAGCGCGGAGAACGCAGUAGGCUAUGGCCCGAACGGCGACGUUCUCUCGCUUGUCGACCAGUUUGCCAAGAAGGAUAUUCCCAGCAAAGCAGCGGUACCAUUACACAGUGUACCUAAAGCAACUAAGAGAAACCCGCUCAAAAGUGCAUUUACCAGAUGGCUUACCCUUGAAAAGAAGCUGGCUGUCUUAGUGAGUCGGUAUAGUUGCGGGAUGCUAUUGUUACUGCCAGCGAAUCUAGUAGACGAUAAGCGAGUCUUCCCUGCAUCAUGACAGAUCCCAUGUUGAUACGAGCAGUCUCCGCCGAUUCCAAGAAAAU
This is a messenger RNA of Colletotrichum destructivum, 1199 nucleotides long. RefSeq lists its product as uncharacterized. The coding region runs from base 845 to 1153 and encodes 102 amino acids. The transcript has a single exon. The record is from RefSeq and is a predicted model, not a curated record. Lineage: Eukaryota; Fungi; Ascomycota; Sordariomycetes; Glomerellales; Glomerellaceae.